This is a messenger RNA of Closterium sp. Naga37s-1, 3216 nucleotides long. NCBI's taxonomy places the organism in Eukaryota, Viridiplantae, Streptophyta, Zygnematophyceae, Desmidiales, Closteriaceae. The record is from the annotation of a GenBank genome assembly.
AUGUGUAAGCGAAACUUACGCGCUUUUUGUCCUCCUCACGUUCGUCUCCUCCUCCACCCACCCCAUCCCACCCCUUUCCCUCGACCCUCCCCUCUCCCUCCCCUCUCCCCCCUCCCACCCCACUCCCUGUUCCUUUCCAUGUUUCGCUCCGUUCGGCUCGGUUCUGCAGAUUCAAGAUCUGCUGCGUCCAUCGAGCUCCAACAUGCAAAUACGGGAGAGCGAAUUCAAGAUCUGCUGCGUCCAUCGAGCUCCAACAUGCAAAUACGGGAGAGCGAGAACGGGGUGUACAUCUCGGGGGUGGAGGAGGUGGAGGUGACGUGCGUGGAAGAUUGCCUCAAGCUGCUGGCUGUGGGCGAGAGGAACCGCACCGUCGCCUUCACAAAGAUGAACGCGCACUCGUCGCGCAGCCACGCCAUCGCGAUCAUCACAGUGGAGAAGAAGCGGCGGAAGGAAGCGGAGAGCAGCGACUCUGAGGCGCAUUCUGGGCCUGCAACUGCUACAGCGGGGCACGGGAGCGACGAGCACCGCAAGCCAGAGAAGAAGGACAACAUCUCAACCCCUCCUCCAUUUCCUUCCCUUACUCUCCCCACCACUCUUCCCACCCACUCUCCUUCCUCACACUCAACCCAUCUCCCCCCCACUCUUCUCCUUCCUUCCGUCCACCUCUGCUCCACGGCCUAUCUCCGCGAACCCAGGAUUCUGGUGGGGAAGCUCUUUCUGGUGGACCUUGCAGGCUCAGAGCGGCUCAAGAAGUCAGGUGCGUGUGUAGGUGCCACACUGCGUUCCCCUCCUUUCCCUGCUCUCUCCUGCCCUCCCUCUGCCUCCCUCUGCCCUCCUCUGUCCAGCUUUGAGACGUUCCAUAACCCCUUUCCGCUUGGCAAACCACGUCUCCCUGCUUUUCCUUGUGCCCCUGCCUUGCCGCUCACAGCCAUCCUUUCUGGACACAUCUCACAACCAUCCGAUGGCUGUCUCCUUGUGCUCACAACCAUCCUUGUCUCUUCAUCCGUUGCAGGGAAGUGCAUCAACGCCCGAGCAGACCCCCACGCGCACCAUGUGCCAUUCAGGGACUCGAAGCUCACGCGCCUGCUGCAGGAGUCGCUGGGAGGUAAGAAUCGGGACUCAAAUCUCACCCCCCUCCACGACCUUGUUGACCCCACCACAGGAAACGCCAAGACCUCGUUGAUCAUCAACGUGGCGCCCACCGUCCACCAUCUCAACGAGUCCCUCUCCUCUACUCCCUUUCCCCUGCCACCCUCUCCCUCCCCCCCUCAACUACCUUGCAACGCCAAGACAUCGCUGGUGAUCAACGUGGCGCCCACCGUCCACCAUCUCAACGAGUCCCUCUCCUCGCUACUCUUCGGCUCUCGGGCGAUGGAGGUGAAGACGAAGGCGAUGGUGAACGAGGAGGAGGAGUACCGCAUCCUCACUCGCACCCUGCAUGAAACAGCCACUGAAAGACCUUGUGUGACCUUGCUCUCUGCUUCCCGCUCCCUUCCCCUGCUCCCUUCCCCUGCUCCCUUCCCCUGCUCUCUGCCCCUGUUCUCUACCCCUGCUCUUUGCCCUCCUCUUUGUCUGCACCACCAGGCGAUGGAGGUGAAGACGAAGGCGAUGGUGAACGAGGAGGAGUACCGCAUCCUCACUCGCACCUUCCAUGAGACAGCGAUGGAGGUGAAGACGAAGGCGAUGGUGAACGAGGAGGAGGAGUACCGCAUCCUCACUCGCACGCUGCAGGAGACCAUCGACGAGCAUGACGACCGCGUGCACUCCCUAGAGGUGGUGGUCUAUUCGCAGGAGGAGCAGCUGUCGCAGGCCAAGGCGAGUCUGGAGGAGCAGAAAGAACUGGUGGAGACGCUGCAGGCGGAGAGGGAGGAGAUGGAGCAGAAGCUGGCUGACGGGGUUGCUGCAGUGGAAGAGGAGUGGGCUGCCAAGGCGCUGCAGGCGGAGAGGGAGGAGAUGGAGCAGAAGCUGGCGGAGAGGGUGGUGCAGUGGAAGAGGAGUGGGCUGCCCAGUGAGUUGGCUAAGGGGGGGAUGGUAAGGAUGUGGUUGGAGCAGGCUGAAGCGGAAGCGACGCAGCGAAUGGAGGAGGCACAGCAGACCUUCACCGAGGAGGGAGCAGGCGACGCAGGGCAAGAGCUGAUGGCUGAAGAGGCUUCAAAGGAGAGCGAUAGUGGGGAGAAGGGCAAUGAGGGGGGACUUGUGGAUGGUGAGGGCAGUGGGGAUGGGGAGGAAGAGGGCAGUGAGGAUUGGGAGGAUGGCAGUGAAGUGAAGGAGCUCCUUGGUGCUUUCACCUCUGUGGCUCUCACCCACGUGCAGGUCUGCCACCCCCCCUCUUCCCCUCGCUCUCUCUCUCAUACAUUCUCAUGCCCUGUCUGUCACCCGUAUCUUGCAUGUGUGCUGCCUUUGUGUGGUGUUGCCUUCUCACAUUGCUACUACCGUCUGCAGAAUCUCUCCAAGGCCACGGAGUGCCUUACGAUGGAACGGGAUGAUAUGGCCAAAGAGCUGGCAUCGGCCCGAGAAAUGGUGCAGCGGCUGGAGCAGCAGCUGAGGGAGGCGCAGGAGGCGAAGGGGCAGCAGGAGGAGGCUCUGCUAGUCGCUUCUGAAUCAGGGGACGUGGUGCAGCGGCUGGAGCAGCAGCUGAGGGAGGCGCAGGAGGAGAAGGGGCACCUGGAGGAGGCUUUGCUAAUCGCUUCUGAAUCAGGGGACGUGGUGCAGCGGCUGGAGCAGCAGCUGAGGGAGGCGCAGGAGGAGAAGGGGCACCUGGAGGAGGCUUUGCUAAUCGCUUCUGAAUCAGGGGACGUGGUGCAGCGGCUGGAGCAGCAGCUGAGGGAGGCGCAGGAGGAGAAGGGGCACCUGGAGGAGGCUUUGCUAAUCGCUUCUGAAUCAGGGGACGGUGCUGAUGGCACUGGCGCUGGGCUGCAGCUGUUGAUGACUGAGAAGGCGGCACGGCAGCAGGCAGAGCAGGAGGUGGCAGCAUUGAGAGGGGAGAUGAGCCGUGGACGGGUGAAGUUGGAAGAGACUGAGAAGAAGCUGGCACAGCAGAUAGAGGAAACCACACAGCGUGUUGAGCAGGUGAGGGCGCUCAAGGCGGAGAGCAAGAGGCUGAAUGAGCUCGUGGUGGCAACCAGCAGGGCGCUCGUGGCAGGAGCAGCCGACGCUCCUGGCAGGGCUCUGUCCUCCCUUGAUUACCACUUCUGUGCUCCCAAGAUCAAGACCUGA